AGAUCCUACGAGGUCACGUAUUGAGCAUGCAGGAUGGCGCUAAUCUUCACAGUCAACCCACGUACGAAGCAUUGCUAAAAAUUACAUUUAAAUGUAGUUUCCUCAAGAUGUGUUCCGUGAUGUUCCCUUUGGGUUAUUGUGUAAAGACAGCAUGGUGAUGAAGAAUUCAAUGUAGCCAGCCACAUGGGUGUAGACCGGCAACGCCCCCGGCCCCCCAUUAAGCAUUUGGAAGAAAACAGAUGUUGCAAAUAACACUUAAACAAUAAAAGAGUGCAAGAAAAAAAGGAAAAGACUAUUUCAUGUUGUGGUCGUUGGUAAUGGGUUAUCAGCUGCUCUUUUCUGUACAAAUCUGACAGAUCCUCAGGUUACUGAUGUGUAACUAUGGGCAACAACCUCCAGAUGUGCCUCUGACAACUGUUCAUGCUUGGGGAGCACAUGGACAUCAGACAUAUCCCUCGAUCAGACAACUAACAGUGAACUCAACCGUUGAGGGCGCCAGAUCGAGAUGGCUUUUCCACACGAUCUCAGCGCCUUCAUGGCGGUCAUUUUGAUUCUUGGAGCAUCGCGCGUGUUACUGUCACUCGUCUAUCUGGAUGAACGGUUGCUCACCGUUGCGCAACAACCGUACACUGUACCCACCAAACCACCGUUGGUCAAAAGGCACGAGGUUGAAAGGCGCGUUGCCGCCCAAUCGGACCAAUCGGGAGAGGACAGUGGGCACGCCUUCAAGGACCUACUUCAGAAAUUCAAAGGCGACGAAGGUGUCGCUCUCCCGCCAAAAGAAACUGACAUGGAACUCGAGAUAGACGUGGACAAGUCUGCCGAAGUUCCAAACCACUUUGCAGAGGCGAAGAUUUCAGAAUUCAAAACGCGGUUGUCGAGGUUGAAAAGUACCAAGCUUCACGACGAACUGAAGUUUUGGACGGCGGGGUCCGGCAAAGCGUGCCCGAAUUUCGGACAGGAUUUGUACCUCUUGUCGAUCGUAAACACGGAACCUUUGAGGGAAAAGCAGCGCGACGCCAUACGCGCGACCUGGGGCGCGCUACGGUCUGCAGACGGUCGGAAUAUCAAGACCGUCUUUGUGGUUGGACACCAAACGUCCAAAGGAACAGCAGAAUCCCUGAGGAAGAGAAUUCAGGAGGAGGAUGCUAGGUACGGUGACGUCAUAGGUGCUGACAUCAUCGAGCCCAAGCGGCUCACGACUGCUUCAACCAUGAGGUUCCUUGCCGCUUUCAAGUGGGUCUUGCUAAACUGCCCUCUCGUGAAAUAUGUCUUCAUCGGACCAGACAAUCUCUUCGUGGACCACGUGAACAUGGUGAAAUACUUGAAACACCUGAAAGAUCCCAAAAAUCUUUACCUGGGGAGGGUGCGAAAGGACGGCAAACCCCAAAGAGACCGGGACAUGAAAGAUUUUGUCGAUUUUGAAGUCUAUAAGCCCGAGAGCUACCCCAAAUAUUGCGUCGGAGGCGCAGGUUUCGUGGUGUCGUCAAAUUUCCUUUUGAACGCGUAUCUCAAAAGCGUCGUCAUGGCUACCAAGGCCAAAGGUUUCUACCUUGGGGACGUGUAUCUCGGCAUGAUCGCCCUGCAUUUGAAAGUCUGGCCCAAGUACGAGCAUGCCUUCCUGAAACUUGGUGGAGACGCAGACUAUUGCGACCUCCGGGAAACUAUAACUCUAGGAGGUUUUGGGUCGGAAUCUCUGAUGAAAUCUGUCUGGAAGAAUCACAGCAUGGUCGUGCCUCAUUGCCAUAAUCCGAUCCCCAAUGCCACCGAAAUUGAAGAGUGGACCGGCAAAACCAACAACAAACCAUACUUUGACAAUGUCUUGAAGCUGUUGCACAAUCCUAAGAAGACUUGUUGGAAGAAUCCAGAGACAAGUCGCGCGCCCUACCUUCUCGGUUUAGUAAGCUCCAUGCCAGAACACUUCGAACUGCGUGCGGCGAUCCGGCAAACAUGGGCAGCACCAGACUACAUGGAGCAGACCAACUCAAAAACCCUCUUCAUCCUCGGAAAGUCACGUGGUAUGUCGGUUGCCACGCAACGAGCCGUGGACGAGGAGGCGCAUCUCAACCGCGACAUCAUCCAGGGUAAUUUCUUAGAAUCCUUCCACAAUCUGACUCUCAAGGUUAUCCUGGGUCUAAGAUGGGUGUCCAACAACUGUAAAAAAGCAGCGUUCAUCUACAAAGGCGACGACGACAUGUUGGUUAACUUUGAGCAAAUCACAGAACACCUUAGAUCGCUCCCCAGCAACCAAUCAGAACGGCUGUUCCUCGGUCACAUGAUGGGGCUCAGCCCCGUUGUCAGGGAGAAGUCCAAAUACCAAGUCAUCCGCUCUCAGUAUCCCUUCAGGUACUUCCUACCUUAUUUCUCCGGAGGUGGUUACAUCAUGUCUGCUGCUGCUGUUCGAGACAUGAACAAGAUGACUUUGACCACCAAACUCAUCCCCAUCGAUGAUGCUUAUGCUGGCAUCUUAGCAUUUCGCCCAGAGAAACCAAUCGAUCUCAGCGAUGCGUCCUCCACGAAGUUCAUCACAACAGGGAGUCGCAAAGAUGCCUGUUAUCUCAGAAAUGCUUUCAAUAUUCACGGAUUCAAGAAGACAUCGGUCAUGAAGGAAACAUGGAGGGACUUCAGAGAUCCGGACAAACAGUGCGAGGAGCCCAAACAGCGAAAAUCCGGUCGGAAACACAUUUAAUUUCUGAUAAUUAUGUGGAAAUCCUACCCUGAAUUCAUGUUAGUUCUGAACAUGAUUUUUUCUAUUUAUGAAGACGAGUAGGGAACAUUUUGUGAGAAAGAUGAUUUACUUCAAAGUUUUUCAUAACAUUUGCCACAUUCCAACUCUUCCAGCAUGUAAUUUUAAGCACCGAAUUCCAGAACGGUUGCAUUGGAGUAAUUAAUUUAAAUAUGUUCAGUCGUAUUAAUAAUUUUCCAAGCAUAAUUAUUCAAAUAAUUCCAAUGAAUGUUUUUAGCAGUUUCAGGGUACCUUUUUACGAAAAAGAACUUGAUUUAGAAUAUCGUUACUUAAUUGACGUUUCGCUUUUAUUUUCUAUUCGUUGUUAAACAUAAGCAAUUAUGAAGAUUAAAUUUAAGAACACUGAAUUUCAUGACUUCGAAGAAUAAAAUUUCGUUCAGUUACAAACUGUACGUUGUCAGACGUUACAGACAUAAGUU
Patiria miniata (bat star) is the source of this 3165-nucleotide messenger RNA. RefSeq lists its product as uncharacterized. Gene Ontology annotation, molecular function: hexosyltransferase activity. Lineage: Eukaryota; Metazoa; Echinodermata; Asteroidea; Valvatida; Asterinidae. The transcript is spliced from 2 exons. The record is from RefSeq and is a predicted model, not a curated record. Gene Ontology annotation, cellular component: membrane. Bases 506 to 2689 code for a protein of 727 amino acids.